Messenger RNA from Cygnus olor (mute swan), 1507 nucleotides. It is a transcript of the gene DNAJC8, whose product is annotated as DnaJ heat shock protein family (Hsp40) member C8. Gene Ontology annotation, cellular component: nucleus. Bases 89 to 841 code for a protein of 250 amino acids. The record is from RefSeq and is a predicted model, not a curated record. The transcript is spliced from 9 exons. Lineage: Eukaryota; Metazoa; Chordata; Aves; Anseriformes; Anatidae.
GGCGGUCACGUGCCGGGGGGGCGGCGCCUUCCCCGCUCGGCCUCAGCGUCGCGCUCGGGCGCGCGCGUGGCGUCACGCGGUGCUGGCCAUGGCGGCUCCGGGGGAGCGCGGGGCUGGGGGCGCCGCCGAGGAGGCGUUCCUCACCUUCUACAACGAGGUAAAACAAAUUGAAAAACGAGACUCUGUUCUAACAUCAAAAAACCAAAUUGACAGGCUGACCCGACCCGGAUCUUCCUAUUUCAACUUAAAUCCUUUUGAGGUACUGCAGAUGGAUCCUGAAGCCACAGAUGAAGAAAUAAAGAAAAGGUUUCGGCAGUUGUCAAUAUUGGUACAUCCAGACAAAAAUCAAGAUGAUGCAGACAGAGCACAGAAGGCAUUUGAAGCUGUGGAUAAAGCUUACAAGUUGCUGCUAGAUCAGGAGCAAAAGAAGAGAGCCUUGGAUGUGAUACAGGCAGGAAAAGAAUAUGUGGAACAUACUGUGAAAGAAAAAAAGAAGCAGUUGAAGAAAGAUGGAAAACCUCCCAACGUAGAAGAGGAUGAUCCUGAAGUUUUCAAACAAGCUGUGUACAAACAGACAAUGAAGCUCUUUGCUGAACUGGAAAUUAAGAGAAAAGAAAGAGAAGCUAAAGAAAUGCAUGAAAGGAAACGACAGAGGGAAGAAGAAAUUGAGGCACAGGAGAAAGCUAAACGAGAGCGAGAAUGGCAGAAGAACUUUGAGGAAAGUCGGGAUGGUCGUGUGGACAGCUGGAGAAAUUUCCAGGCAAAUACCAAGGGGAAGAAAGAAAAGAAAAACAGGACCUUCCUGAGACCUCCCAAAGUAAAAAUGGAGCAGCGUGAAUGAUCCUGGCAGCACUGCCCAAGUGCAGAUCCUCAGUCCCCUCCCUGCUUUUAAGGACUCAUUGGCACCUAGAGUAAGGAUUGCUUUUUAGUAGACUGUUUGUUUCCAGUACAAUUAAUUAUUGGUCAAAGUAUUUUUUGUACUCUGUCCAUUUGAACUAGGGCCAUAGUAUGAACCCAGCCAGGAACCCGCUACAUGUAGAAUACUUGGCUUAGGAGUGUCCCGCCAUUAUUGCUGUCCCGUCUGUCUGCUGACCUGUAAUUCAAUGUUUUGUACUUUACAGAGAUUGUGCUGUUUCACCAUUAUUCAUUUCUAGUUUGAGAGCUGAACACAGUGUCAGAAAUGUACCUGUACCUGUCCAGGCGUCACCUUUCUCAGCAAGUUCAGCUUCGGAAAGGUCCGAACUGACUCUGGGAAUCUGCUUCCAGCACUGUGCAGUGCAGCUGACCUGCAGUUAAAGUCCUGCAGCUCCUCACUGAACUGAGUGGUGCUUGGAAGGACCCUUCUCCCCAAGGUCUGAUUUCCAAACUGAAAAAAAAUCCCAGCUCUCAGGCUUUGACUCCUGUUAAUCUCAGACCAGUUGGUCACUUUCUGUGAAGGAAAAAAUAACGUCUCUCAAUUAAUAGUUAAGUUGCAAUGGUCUGUAUGUAAAAUAAAUUUUUACCCAAA